GCAGUGUUCUGUAGGUGAGGGUUUUGUUGUGUAUCCAGCUUGUUGCUGUCUGGAUAUAAAGCACCUGACAGAACUGCGUGUUCUGACCUCACAUAACCCUUCUUCUGUGUCUGGAUUAUGUGUCUCUGCCUUGUCAAUAUGUACAGCCUGCCUGGUGCUGCGGGGUCAUUAUUUACCAGGCGCCAGCUUACAUCAGUCAUAUCUGCAAGGAAACAACGCAACUCCUGUCACUCACAGCUCUCUGUGAUCUCCCCCCGGUGCUCUGUGAUCUCCCCCCGGACUGUGAGGACCCCCGGUGCUCUGUGAUCUACCCCACCGGACUGUGAGGACCCCCGGUGCUCUGUGAUCUCCCCCCGGACUGUGAGGACCCCCGGUGCUCUGUGAUCUCCCCCCGGACUGUGAGGACCCCCGGUGCUCUGUGAUCUCCCCCCGGACUGUGAGGACCCCCGGUGCUCUGUGAUCUACCCCACCGGACUGUGAGGACCCCCGGUGCUCUGUGAUCUCCCCCCGGACUGUGAGGACCCCUCUGUGCUCUGUGAUCUACCCCACCGGACUGUGAGGACCCCCGGUGCUCUGUGAUCUCCCCCCGGACUGUGAGGACCCCCGGUGCUCUGUGAUCUACCCCACCGGACUGUGAGGACCCCCGGUGCUCUGUGAUCUACCCCACCGAACUGUGAGGACCCCUCUGUGCUCUGUGAUCUACCCCACCGGACUGUGAGGACCCCCGGUGCUUUGUUAUCUCACCUCUGGCUGUUGGGACCCCCGGUGCUCUGUGAUCUCCCCUCUGACUGUGAGGACCCCUCGGGGCUCUGUGAUCUCCCCCCGGGCUGUGAGGACGCCUCAGGGCUCUGUGAUCUCCCCCGGGCUGUGAGGACCCCUCGGGGCUCUGUGAUCUCCCCCCGGGCUGUGAGGACCCCUCGGGGCUCUGUGAUCUUCCCCGGGCUGUGAGGACCCCUCGGGGCUCUGUGAUCUCCCCUUGGACUGUGAGGACCCCUCGGGGCUCUGUGAUCUCCCCUUGGACUGUGAGGACCCCUCGGGGCUCUGUGAUCUUCCCCCGGGCUUUGAGGACCCCUCGGGGCUCUGUGAUCUCCCCUCUGACUGUGAGGACCCCUCGGGGCUCUCUGAUCUCCCCUCUGACUGUGAGGACCCCUCGGGGCUCUGUGAUCUCCCCUCUGACUAUAAGGACCCAGUUUAGUGCUUCCUCAGGUGCUGCUCUGUAAUCCUCCGCACAGCCUGCUCUGUAAUCCUCCGCACAGCCUGCACUGGACACUAUGUGAAGAUACUUGUAUCCAGGAAAAGCCUAGAGAGCCCCUCCUGCUGGGAAUGUGAUGGGGAAGCCCGGAAUGUACAUACAGGUUGCAGCGCAGGUAGCAAGGCAGCCGGGACCGCCAGGCCCCUCCCCCUAUUCUGCACAUGACCUAAGCAAGGGGCACCCAAAUCUGGCAGCCACCCCACCAGGACAUGCUUCGUCCCCUGGGCUAUCACAGGCCUCUUAUGCCACGGGGCAGAGCACCACGGCACCCACUCUGGUGUAUCCUCAGCCACCACAGACAAUGGGUACACAGCCACAGGCUCGCUCACCGUUUGCUGCUGGACCCCGGCCGACACAUCACCAGGGAGGAUUCAGACCGAUUCAGUUUUUCCCGAGGUCACAGAUCCAGCCACAACGUGCAGCCAUACAGAACAGUAACCCCUCCAUCCGAGCAGGUGCCCAGACGCCCACCGCUGUCUACCAGACCAACCAGCACAUCAUGAUGGUCAACCAUCUGCCGAUGCCAUAUGCAAUGCCGCAGGGUCCUCAGUACUGUAUUCCCCAGUACCGGCACAGCACGCCCCCUUAUGUGGGCCCUCCGCAGCAGUAUCAAGUGCAGCCUCCAGGGCCUAAUCCAUUUUACCCUGGCCCUGGGCCUGGGGACUUCUCUUCCCCGUACGGCGGCGCGUUUUACCCCAGUCAGCCAGUGUAUCAGUCCGCACCUAUCAUAGUGCCUCCGCAGCAGCAACAGCAGCCCCCGCCACCCACCAAGAGAGAGAAGAAGACGAUCCGCAUCCGAGACCCCAAUCAGGGAGGCAAAGAUAUCACAGAGGAAAUCAUGUCUGGGGGAGGCAGUAGGAACUCCACUCCCCCAAACCUACGGCCCAGCUCCACGCCAACACCUCCUCAGCUGCCCGGCCAGGCUCCGGAGCACAACCCUGUGGUGUACGGGACUGUGGAGAGCCCUCAUCUCGCUGCCAUCCGGGAGCCCAAGACAGAGGAGAAGCCAAAACUGGACUCUGUCCUGAAAUCAUCUCCUCCCGUUUCUCUGCGGCCGGAGCCCAGCGACUUCGGCAAGUGUGCCGUAUCGGAGCAGAUCCCGGACGCCGUGGCCCUGGACACGAGGCCUGAGCUGCACCAGAUUUCUGCCGUUCUGCCGAUUGUAGCUGCUGCAUCAGCUCCUGUUCUAGUAGCCACCGCCCCGGCCUUUACCUGCCACCUGGGGGACACUAGUGAGGGCGACAGCACGUUAGAGGAAUGCACGUCUCCUGAGGAAGCCGUCACCGAUGACAUUGAGGAGGAGCUAUGCAAGGAAUCACUGGGGAAACCCGUAGCCGCUGAGACCCCGGUGACUGCUCAGGAAAUGAAUGGCUUAAGCUAUGAACUUCCUACAACGGACAGUGGUGCUGUGGGGGAUAGAGUAACGUCGGGGGAAGAGAGUCUAUCGGAAAUACCUGAGUUGCCUCUGCCGACCUCCACGGAUGCCAACGUAGAAUGCACUUCUCCAAACGUGCCUCUAUCCUCGCCACCGCAGCCAGAUUCCCCCCCUCCUCCACUCAUUGCUGCUCCUCACUGUACCACUAAGACCUCCCCGCCUGCUGCUGCUGUUCUUCCAUCCAUCGGGUCAGACCAUGUGGAUGAGCAGGGGGAUGCCAGAACUUCCAUCUUGGCUAGGGCAGGGGACUGCCUGAACGUAGGACGAUUAGACGCUGACCCGGAGCUGGAGCCUAGUGUGACGCUGUUAAGUUUCACCUCCAGGAAGAGCCCCGUAGAAGCCCAAACUGUUGCAGCUUCACCAAAGAUGUGGCAGAAAUUCAGAGACGAGAGUCCGGACACGGAGGAGGUACGGAUGCCGAAUAUUGAGGUGGAGAGUGACGCUGCGGAGGAGAAGCUUGUAGAGUCAGAGCUGGAAGAACACAGUGGCGUCGGUGCUGACGCAGGACCGCUGUACCCUAACGAUAAACAGCUGGAAGAGAACGGCGAAUCGGAACUCCUGCGCAAUGGGGCAGAUACCAUCUCUGAAGGCGAAGGGGGAGACCCAUCGGGUACAGAGGAAGGAUACGCUUAUAAAUCAGCACCCGGCACAGUAGAGGAACCUCCAGAAAUGUCCCAGGAUCUUCCAGCGCCACCAGUUCCGUGUGUACAGCACGAUGGGAAGCGACAGUAUGACAGGGACUUCCUGCUGGGCUUCCAGUUUAUGCCGGCCUGUGUGCAGAAGCCAGAAGGCUUGCCGCCCAUCAGCGACGUGGUCCUGGACAAAAUCAAUCAGCCAAAGUUACCAGUGAGGAACCUGGACACGCGCAUGCUGCAGAAAGGGCCGGAUUUCACGCCUGCGUAUGCAGAUUUUGGACGAUUGGCCCCUGGGGGUCGUGGGCUGCCUUUGUUGAACGUGGGCGGUCCCAGACGCUCGCAGCCAGGCCAGAGGCGGGAGCCCAGGAAAAUCAUCAUGAACAUUUCAGUGACAGAUGAUGUGCACCUGAAGAAGUCAGAGAAUGCCUGGAAGCCCACUGUGAAGAGGGACAGCCUAGCUGAUGAUCCCGAGAAUAUCCGCACCCAGGCUCUCUUCCGGAAGGUUCGGAGCAUCUUGAACAAAUUGACGCCUCAGAUGUUUAACCAGUUGAUGAAGCAGGUGACCGACCUGACGGUGGAUACAGAGGAGCGGCUGAAGGGGGUUAUCGACCUGGUAUUUGAGAAAGCACUAGAUGAACCCGGCUUCUCGGUGGCGUAUGCCAAUAUGUGCCGAUGUCUUGCCACGUUAAAGGUACCGAUGGCCGAUAAACCCGGGAGCACUGUGAACUUCCGCAAGCUGCUGCUGAACCGCUGCCAGAAGGAGUUUGAGAGGGACAAAGUGGAUGAUGAUGCUUUUGAAAAAAAGCAGAAGGAUUUGGAGUUGGCUUCGACGCCGGAGGAAAAGACGCGCCUGCAGGAAGAACUUGAGGAGUCCAGAGACAAGGCUCGGCGGAGGUCCAUAGGGAACAUCAAGUUCAUCGGGGAACUUUUCAAGCUGAAGAUGCUGACAGAAGCCAUCAUGCACGACUGUGUGGUGAAGCUGCUGAAGAACCAUGACGAGGAGUCACUUGAGUGUCUGUGCCGGCUGCUUACUACCAUCGGCAAAGAUCUGGAUUUUGAGAAGGCCAAGCCUCGCAUGGACCAGUACUUCCACCAGAUGGAGAAGAUCGUAAAGGAGAGGAAGACUUCAUCGCGGAUCCGGUUCAUGCUGCAGGAUAUUAUAGACCUGAGACUGUGCAACUGGGUGUCCCGGAGAGCAGACCAGGGGCCCAAAACCAUAGAGCAGAUUCACAAAGAGGCCAAAAUAGAGGAGCAGGAAGAGCAGAGGAAAGUCCAACAACUGAUGACCAAAGAUAAACGGAGGCCAGGAGGAGUCCAGAGAGUGGAGGAAGGUGGAUGGAACAUGGUGCAAGGGGCAAAGAAUAGCCGAGUGCUGGAUCCUUCCAAGUUCCUAAAAAUCACCAAGCCUACCAUUGACGAGAAGAUUCAGCUGGUGCCCAAGGCUCAGCCUGGCAGCUGGGGGAAGGGAAGCAGCGGGGGUGCAAAGACCAGUGAGACAGAGUCUUUGCGGCCUGGGGCCCCUGGGUUAAACCGGUUCUCACCUCUACAGCCUUCGGUCGCUUCAACGGUGUCGUCCUCGCCUUCGGAACUGGACAGCCGUAGGAUAUUAGCAAGCCACGGAAACUCUGGGCGGGAGAAGAACGAUAAAUCUAUGCCACCCCCUGCAUUGGCUGCUCGUCCCGUGAGCUUCCGCCGCGGCAGCAGUGCCAAGGAUCUAAUAGACAAUCAAGAUGAGCAGCGGCGUGAAACGCUCCACACCGUGAAACAGCUGACGGUGGCCACAGAGCAGGAAAAGACGACGAGCUUAGAAGGAGCGGCCAGAGAACCCGCCAAGUGCGAGACCCCAGAACCGGAUAAGUCCCCUGUGUCAGAGGAGGAGAUGGAACGGAAGUCUAAGGCCAUUAUAGAUGAGUUCCUGCACAUCAACGACUAUAAGGAGGCCAUGCAGUGCGUGGUGGAGCUUGGUGCACAGGGCACGCUGUCUGUCUUCGUCAGGGUGGGUGUGGAAUCCACGCUGGAGAGGAGUCAGAUCACCCGGGAUCACAUGGGGCAGCUGUUGUUCCAGCUGGUACAGACUGGGAAGCUGCGCAAGCAGGACUUCUUCUCGGGAAUUUCUGAGACCCUGGAGCUGGCUGAGGACAUGGCGAUCGAUAUCCCACACAUCUGGCUCUAUCUGGCGGAGUUAGUGACCCCAAUGUUAAAGGAGGGCGGUAUCUCUUUGAACGAGUUAAUCACGGAGUUCAACAAAGCUCUGCUCCCUGUGGGACGUGGAGGUGUGUUACUGUCUGAAAUAUUGCACCUUCUAUGCAAACAAAUGAGCCAUAAGAAAGUGGCCGCCUUGUGGAGAGAUGCUGGCCUAAGAUGGAAAGACUUAUUGCCGGAAGGGGAAGAUGUACAGAGUUUUGUAAGUGAAAAGAACUUGGACUUCACACUGUCAGAAGGCCCCAGCCCAUCAGAGACCCUCUCCAGGAAAGAGAUGACUGCAGAGGAGCUGAACAAGCGGCUAGAACAGCUUAUUAUUGAGGAGAACGCCACUGAUGAACAUAUAUUCGAUUGGGUAGAGGCUAAUCUAGAUGAAACCCAGAUGAGUUCUCCCACAUUCCUUAGAGCUUUAAUGUCCGCGGUGUGCAAAGCGGCAAUAGUAGGAGACUGUUCUUCCUGUCGUGUGGACACUACCUUCCUCAAGCAAAAGGUUCCAGUCUUAGUAAAGUACAUGGACUCCAAUGUAGAGAGGGAACUGCAAGCACUUUAUGCCCUGCAAGCAUUGAUAGUAAAACUUGAUCAACCUCCCAACUUGCUCCGGAUGUUCUUUGACUGCCUCUACGAUGAAGAAGUGAUUUCCGAGGACGCCUUCUACAGGUGGGAAAGCAGUAAAGACCCGGCGGAGCAGAAUGGGAAGGGUGUAGCACUUAAAUCAGUCACUGCCUUUUUCACUUGGCUGCGGGAGGCAGAGGAAGAGUCAGAGGACAACUAGAGACUUUAAUCAAAUGACUUUCUUGAGACCCUCAAGGUGGAGACUGAUGAGACGCAUUGAGGGUCACUUUCAGCAACUUUAUAUAAACAUUUUUUUUUUCCUUGCGUUCCUCUCUUCGCCAAUCAGGGUACAGAACAGUGGAUAACCACAAACGUGAAGGGAAUGAACAAAAAUCCACACCUGGGUGAUGACCGUUCCCCAGUCCAAAAAUUAAUUGGAAUUGUUUGAGGUGAUCAUGGAGAGAAUGACGGGAGCUUAUCGGGAGAGAAUGAGGGGAGGUCGCCCCACAUAACUAUUUAUAGAAGUAAAUAUUUUUUUGUUUUAAUUGCCCUCCCAUGCCCGCUUAAUUUUUCUUUUUAUUCUUUUUUUUAUUUUUUAAACAAAAACACACACACAAAAAAACAAAAAAAAAACUUGUCCUUAAAUUUAAAUCCACAGACCAUUUCAGAAGAUGGGAAAAUAAUUUAUUGUCCAUGGACUACGUAAGCCAGUGUUUGCUCUGUUCAGUGAAACAGGCCUUGCUCAAUAAGACGGAACGUGGAUUCUUCCUUGCGUUGCAGCCAGUCUUUUAUAUUUAAAAGGCUAUAAAGAUACGUUUUAUGGCAAGUGAGGGCUCCGGCUCUCCAAGGUUGCAGCAGAAGCUGGUUCAAUUGGAAAGGUUUGAAAUGAGGUAAAAAUUGAGUGUCGGUGUACAAUGAAUAAUGUCGCUCUCUCCGGGAAUACCCUUGUGCGCGUACAGUGCACUACUCUGACGAUGCCGAGCGAAGGCGCUAUAGAGUUGGGCGACCAAUCCUCACCGGUGCUGGAGUUUCGGUAGCGAUCCUCGGCGUGAUGCCAAUCUCUCCAGGCUGCGCGCAGGUCUUGCUGUCUGCUCUCAGCUCUGUGGAAGUGCUGGAGCCCUACGAUGUAGGACCCUAGGCAAACGACUACAGAUGCCGGUUUGCUGUUCUAACGCACCAAACCGGCGUCUCUGAAGCAUGGUAUAAAACAAAAAAUAAUAAAGAAGAUUAAUUUCAGUAUUUUAACAAUUGAAUCGCCAGAAAUACAGAGACAAGUACGAGAGAACGCAUCCUGGAGUUGGGGAUGCCGUGGUGAAGAGCUGGAAGCGAGCGCAGGAAGUGGGGCACACAUCUCCGGACCUGUACGAGCUGCAGCUUUCCACAAUAACGGUACAUGCCACUAUGCCAUGCUAUCUCUUAUGUUGUAUUUCUAUUCAUUUUAGCCUGGUUUCCUAUGGAAAGAAAGGCUAAUAAAAAUAUCUGUACCCUG
Molecule: messenger RNA, 7565 nt
Organism: Pseudophryne corroboree (corroboree frog)
Lineage: Eukaryota; Metazoa; Chordata; Amphibia; Anura; Myobatrachidae
Gene: EIF4G3
Product: eukaryotic translation initiation factor 4 gamma 3
Exons: 34
Coding region: 1329-6296 (1655 amino acids)
Cellular component (GO): eukaryotic translation initiation factor 4F complex
Molecular function (GO): mRNA binding; protein binding; translation initiation factor activity
Source: RefSeq, a predicted model, not a curated record